CGUAUUAAUUACUUCCCCAUAAAUAAAGCCUUCGUAAACAAUAAACAAAUACGAGAAUCCCCACUCCCACUUCACAAACCCUCGCUUUCUGCACCAGCAAGUACGUUCUUACCUAUUAGCACUACUAUUCUCUAUCCCAUCUGCAUGUUCAUCAACUUGGCCUCCAUACAUAUGAAUCUAAGCAUUUCUCCGUUCUAGAUUUUCAUACCUCUUCUUUUUCUCUGUCGCCAUGUCAUCAGUGCUUGCCAAGACCGACUCUGAGGUGAGCAGCCUGAGCCAGUCGUCGCCGGGACGAUCACCUCGCCGCCCGGUUUAUUAUGUUCAGAGCCCGUCUCGCGACUCUUCCCACGACGGCGAGAAGACCACCAACUCCUUCCAUUCUAGCCCUCUCCAGAGCCCCUUGGGCUCUCCGCCGCACUCCCACUCCAACUCUUCCCUGGGCCCACAUUCCCGCGAGUCUUCCUCCACCCGCUUCUCCGGCUCCCGCAAGACCAGUUCCUCUCACCGGAAAAGUACUUGGCGACCCUGGAAAGAUCAGUUCCGCGCCAUCGAAGAAGAAGGCCUCCUCGACCCUCACGACGCUUCCCAACAAGGCCUCCCUCGCCGAUGCUAUUUUCCCGUUUUCGUUCUUGGUUUCGUCGCCUUGUUCUCUGUUUUCUCUUUGAUCCUAUGGGGAGCCAGUCGCCCUCAGAAACCCACAAUAUCAAUGAAGAGUAUAGUGUUCAAUCAAUUUGUGAUUCAAGCGGGCGAGGACGGAUCAGGAGUACCGACCAGCAUGGUGUCCAUGAAUUCCUCUGUGAAACUGACAUUUCGUAACACGGCGACAUUUUUCGGGGUCCAUGUGACCGCCACGCCUCUAGAUCUCACUUAUUACCAGCUCACUCUGGCCACCGGCACCAUAACAAAGUUCUAUCAGUCGAGGAAAAGCCAGAGAUCGAUCAGAGUGACGCUGAUAGGGAGCGGCAUACCGUUGUACGGAGGGGGAGCAAGCUUGAGCAGCGUGAACGGAGCACCGGCGGAGAGUGUGCCGUUGAAACUGAGCUUCAUGGUGCGAUCGAGGGCUAAGGUGUUGGGAGAACUGGUGAAGCCGAAGUUCUACAAGAAGGUAGAGUGCAUGGUGGAUAUGGACCCGAAGAAGAUGAACAAGGCCAUCUCGCUAAAGAACAUGUGUACUUAUCAGUGAUACAGAUACUGGUGAAAAUCGUCACGAAGGAGCAGGUUCCUCUGGUGUUCACUGCCAGAUUCUGCAUGGAUUUGCCGGACCACUGAUUUAGACUUGCUCUGUUUGCGUGCUUUAGUAUUUUGUUUUAUUUCGAUCGUCUUUUGUCUUUUAUAUCAAGUUCUUCAAUUAGCCAUAUUAAUAAGAGAGAAACAUGUGGCUUUCGUUUUU
Molecule: messenger RNA, 1390 nt
Organism: Neltuma alba
Lineage: Eukaryota; Viridiplantae; Streptophyta; Magnoliopsida; Fabales; Fabaceae
Exons: 3
Coding region: 230-1183 (317 amino acids)
Source: RefSeq, a predicted model, not a curated record